Messenger RNA from Phytophthora sojae, 423 nucleotides. RefSeq lists its product as hypothetical. The transcript has a single exon. The record is from RefSeq and is a predicted model, not a curated record. Bases 1 to 423 code for a protein of 140 amino acids. NCBI's taxonomy places the organism in Eukaryota, Oomycota, Peronosporomycetes, Peronosporales, Peronosporaceae.
AUGUUGGACUCAGUACGGCCUUUCGAGCUCCAUUUUUUAAAAAAUGAAGUCCACUUUCCGUUUCUCAAAUCAUCGAUUUUAAACUGCUUGUACCUCUCUUCGCCGUCAUCGACCGUGGCCCGAAGGGAUCUCUUGCUCUCAGUGGUGAGGACAUCGACCAACGUGUCGAACUCCGCUGCCGCAAACUUCGAAACGGUAGCCUGGUCGGCGUCAGUUGCUGCAGAAAAAGCGUUUUCGCUUGCGAGAAGGAUGGCAGCAACAGCCACGACGAGGGUGUUGGUUGGCGCAUUGUCGCUUGGUGGUCGGGCUCUUGAUAACUGGAAGGAGAAACGCAGAAUGAGAUUCAAGGUCAUCGUGGUCUGGAGACCGUCACAGUGUGAUUCGUCAAGUGACGGUAAUACAUAUACUGUACAUGUCUAUUAA